AUGAUACACAAAAGAGAUAAAUCAAAUGAAAAUGAAAAUAACAACAAUGUUGUUGAUCAACAACAGCAACAAAAACCAACUACACCACCUGUAAAAGUAACUCUCUAUGAUAAUAUGGCGCAAAAACAAGCUUUGGAUGACUCCAUUGUUAAAUAUUUUACAGAGGAAUUAAAGUUUAACCAAAAUCAAACAGUCAAUUAUAUUAAAGUAGCACUAGGACUUGUAGGUUGUAUUCUAGCGGCUGUUUCUCAAUUCUAUCCAGAACCAUUCCCAAAGAACAAACCAAUUCUAAUCGUUUGUGUAUUUUUGUAUUCAUUAAUUACUUUGGCACUCUAUUAUAUUGCAUUGUAUGUUCAAAAGGAAGUGAUCCUCUUUGCCUCAAAAGAUAAUGUCGAUCUACAAAUCAGUACAAACCUCCCAAGAUUCGAUCCAAAAUAUACAAUGAAGAUCGACUAUGGAAAGAUUGAACAAACCGUAUCUAAACCAAUCAAUAACUAUUUUGAUGUCAACGGUGUAUUUGUUGAGUCUCUAUUCUUUAAGGAUUUAAAUAAGAUUUAUUCAACCAUCUCUUCAAAGAAAUCUUAA
This is a messenger RNA of Heterostelium album PN500, 585 nucleotides long. It is a transcript of the gene spc2, whose product is annotated as signal peptidase complex subunit 2. The transcript has 3 exons. NCBI's taxonomy places the organism in Eukaryota, Evosea, Eumycetozoa, Acytosteliales, Acytosteliaceae. Bases 1 to 585 code for a protein of 194 amino acids. The record is from RefSeq and is a predicted model, not a curated record. Gene Ontology annotation, cellular component: signal peptidase complex; membrane. Gene Ontology annotation, biological process: protein targeting to ER.